Molecule: messenger RNA, 1265 nt
Organism: Nyctereutes procyonoides (raccoon dog)
Lineage: Eukaryota; Metazoa; Chordata; Mammalia; Carnivora; Canidae
Product: C-type lectin domain family 4 member G-like
Exons: 7
Coding region: 38-712 (224 amino acids)
Source: RefSeq, a predicted model, not a curated record
AGCCACAGAGAAUAUCAGGCUACAGGACCUCACAUCCAUGGAGGGAAAAUCUUCACCCAUGCUGGGAGAACCAGGACAGCGGGACAAAAAGCUGCUCCAGGAUGGCCCCUGGAGGUUUUUCUCCCUGGUAAUGACUCUCAUGUUGCUUCUGCUAGCCCUCAACCUUGGUGUGGUCCUGGCUGAGGUACUGCAGUUCUUUAACCAGAUGCAAGAAGAACUCAAGCAACUGGACAUCAAAUUUGUACAGGGUCUGGCAGAUGCUGGGCACAAGCGGGACAUCAUGUGGGGAGAGGUGUUCCGGCAAGUGGAGGCUGUGCGGGCAGGCAAUGAAUCCUCCUGUGAGCCCUGCCUGGAAAACUGGAUGGCAUUUCAGGGCUCCUGCUAUCAGUUUUCCACACAACUACUGGACUGGUUCAAAGCCAAGGAUGACUGCGCUAAGAAGGAUGCUCACUUGGUCAUCAUCAACAGUCAAGCAGAGCAGAAAUUCCUGAGUCCAAAGGAAGAUGUUGGCUACUGGAUUGGCCUUAGGAAACAGUACCCAAAGGGCAUUUACAAGUGGCAAGAUGGUUCAGUCCCCACUUUUGACAACUGGAUUAAUACCGAAUCUUUUUACUAUGACUGUGUCAUCCUGUGGAAAUUUGGCUCCUGGUUCUCUUCUACCUGCAGUGUCUACUGGUAUCAUUGGAUCUGUGAGAAACCACAGAUCUGCUGAGUCUGCUCCCUUUCCUCUGUUUGUGGUCUUGGGAAAAAUUGUCUUGAUAUGUGACCUCAUAAACAAUUCCCCAACUUCUCUGUGUAAAAGAGGAUUUCCUGAAAGCCCCAGUUCUCUUGGUAGCAUCUUUCCCCUUUCUUGCCUCUAAUUCUAAAUGCUGUUGAGGAACAUGAAAAAUGAUACCAGGAUGGAACAAUGAGCAAAAAAUAUUGUGUAGGACUUUCUACAAGACAAAUAAUAUAGUUUUAAAAAAAUGACAUAAAUAAAGGCAAAUGUAGUAUUGUUAGAAAAUAACAGAGCCUUAAAGACAUAGUUAAAUUAACGUGUAUACCAUGUUUGGGUUUUCUUUGAAAAGGUUUCUGAAGAAAUCACAAUAUUUGAGUAUGGAUUGUGUAUCAGGAAACGCGAAGGCAUUUUUAUUUAUUUGUGAGGUGUGCUAAUGGCUUGGUAUAGAUAGAUGAUUUUUUUUUAUUUUUUUUAAAUUUUUUUUAAUUUUUAUUUAUUUAUGAUAGUCACACAGUGAGAGAGAGAGAGAGAGAGGCAGAGACACAGG